GUUGUUGUAAACCGUUUGGGGGCAGGGCCUUUGAUCUGCCCGGAUUCCUCCGGCAGGCAGGCAGGAAGCCUUUGGAGGGGCCCCGGCCGGCUGCUGGGAGCUCGUUCUUUGGCUCCACCUGCGGACUCCCUCGGCCAAGCACCGGCUAAGCGCGGGCGGCAAAGGGCAAAGGUGCGCUGGGCUUUCGCCCUGCCGGGAGUCCUCGAAGCGCUAUGACCGUCGGGGCCAAGGCGGGGGGUACUACCCUGAGAGCCCGGGGGCGCCGGCUGGGGCCCGCGGAAGACCAGAUCGCCAUCCUCGGGGCAGAAGCGGAGGAGGAGGAGGAGCGAGAGAAGCGGGCGCCCGAGGGCCCCGCCGAGGAAGGGCCCGGCUGCUCCUCCAAGCAAGUCGCCUUCGCCCUUCUCCCAGACAAGUACGAACCUUUCGGCGCCGACGGGGAGCAGCGAGCGCCAGCGGGCGAGCGCAAAAGCCAAAAGCGCCGGAGGAAGCUCAGGAAAUACGGCAAGAAUGUGGGCAAGGUGCUGCAGAAAGGAUGCCGUUAUGUGGUGCUCGGCCUGCAAGGCUUAGCCAAUGCCUACUCGUCACCCUUUGGAGUGGCUGUUUCGGUAGCAACGCUGUUUCGGUAGACGAGCUGCCUGCUCCUUUCGAGAUGGAAGAGAAAAGAAGCCAUCGCUGAAGUGCAUUCCAGUUUCCCUGUCUUCGGAAAUGGCGGCAUUUCAGCUGUACGAAAUGGAUCAAACUGGACGUUUGGAAGGCUUGAUGGUUCUCCUAGAGCCGGUACCUUACACUUGUCAGAAAUGGUUUAGUUAACAUUAGAUCAAAGAAUGAAUCAGACCAAAGGAAUGAUAUUUUGAUUAGCUUGAAUCAGAUUUUGUCCUUUAAAAACAGAGUCAGAGAAGUCCUCCUGGAUUACAGAGGAAGAGGGGGAAAGUGAGCCAGAGGGAGAGAAAGGAAAUGGUUAAAAGAAAGAAGGAAGAAAAGAGAAGGGAAGAGAAAAAAGCCCCUCCUUUCUGAUCCAGGAUCAUCUGGCAGUCAGCAGAGGCAGUUUCAUUAUAAUUGCUUCUCUAUCAUUAUUUACCUUUGGUUUAGAAGUUAGAGGGUGGGAACACUGCCAGAAUCAGGCUGGACUCAGAAGAAACUGGAGAAGGGGAGGGGGUUGUUUAUCAGACAGAAAGAAAGGUAGAGGCAGAGCUUAGGAAUACCUACUGUGUUUCAGAUAAUGUGAGUCCAUUUCCAGUUACCUUGCAGCAUGGUUCUCAAUAGGAUGUAGGCCUCCCUGGUAGGAUUGCCAGGUUCACUCUUGGAAACAUCUGGAUCUUUAGGGAAUUCGCAGAAAGGAAGCUUUUGCCAGGUGUACCUUCUCACUGCCAUCAGCAUGAUAGUAAACACCACACUGGUGAAAUUUUCUAUAACUCCCAAUGAUAAAAUAAUAUGUCUCCUCCUCCUCUCAGAACAUGGGCUUGGAAAAUCUCUAGAGAAGCAAAGGGGCAGUUUCGGAGGAAGCAUAACAUUUGAACACAUGAAACUGCCUCAUACUGAAUCAUACCAUUGGUCUAACAAGGCCAGUAUUGCCUACUGAUCGGCAGCAGCUCUCCAGGGCCUCAGGUAGAGGUCUUUCACAUCACCUACUACUUAAUCCUUGUAAGUGGAGAUGCCAGGGAUUGAACCUGGGAGCUAUGUGCAACUCAGAUACUCCACCAGUGAGCCAUGUCCCCUUCCAUUAUGCCUUGGCGGGACUGGCAGUCCAAGUGCCUUCACUGUAAACCAGUAUCAUGUAGGAAGCAGAGUGUUGUACAUCUUAUCUUAGUAGAUUGGUUGGAAUUCUGCAGCAAAGCCUAUUGAGGAAGGGCAGGAUACUCACGAAAUAAUAAAAUGGCAUCUAGUCUAGUCUAGCCUUGUCCAAAAUCGAUCUACCAAAUGCAGAUCAUGGUAACCCAUUCAGAAUGGACAGAGAGUAGGACUGUAGCAGCCAGUUUUGCUCCCAAGCUAUGCACACUUACUGAAAUUUAUGCCCAGAGUAUGUACAUGUGCAUAGAGUUUGUAUCCAUGUAUCCAUGUACAGCUCUCUCCAUAGGAUUAGGAAUUAUAUCACAAGCAAAGUAAUUGGAGCACAGUAGGAAGAUCUCUCUGGAGCAAAUAUGUUGGUUGGUUGGUUGAAUGAUUGAUUGAUUAGAUUUUUAGCCUGCUCUCCCCGCAAGUAGGCUCAGGACGGGUUACAAUCAUAAAUAAGUUACAAUAGAUAAAACCAAUAAAAUAACAUCUCAGUGCAAACAUGAAUAUCAGCAUUCCAGAAGGGGCACCCUUCCCCUUCCCCUGCCCACCAUACACAAGGUAAGAAAAGGGUUGAGGUGCGGGUUGGCAGGAGACCGGCAGGGAGGCUAAUUAGAUGGAUCCAGUGCGGGCCUCAAAACCAUACACCUGGCAGAACAUCUCUAUCUUACAGGCCCACCAAAAAGAUACAAGAUCUUGGCGGACCCAAGUGUCUUCCAAUUCCACCAGGUUGGGGCCAGGACAGAAAACGCCCUGGCCCUGCUCGAGGCCAGCCGAGCCUCCAUGAGGCCAGGGACCACCAGUAGGUGUUUACCUGCAGAUUUAAGAGCUCUCCGAGGUACGUACAUGUUAAGAUGGUUCAUGCUACAUGAAUCAGUUACUUGAACCAUAUGUUUAGGUUUCAGCAGAUCAAACCACAUGAGCCAGUAAAAAGUACACACACACACGCCACACUUAAGUUAACUAAGGAAAGUUUCAUGGAUGUGGGAUAGUGACAUAUGGUACAGCAAGACUUGUAGAAUUAUAUGUGUAUGUAGGGCAGGGAAGUCUGAUCAUGGCAUGUAAUAUAACUCAUUUCCAUGUUGGGCACCAAAAAUAAAGUAUCAAAAGCACACCUCACUGUUCAAUAUAUUAAGCACUAAACUGGAUUGCUGGGAUUAACAAUCUUGCUGCCAUUGAAGGAGAGAUAUUGUGUGUGAGAUGGACUGCAGAUGAACUGAAACGUUGUAUUCCCAAACCAUACUUGUCUUCUUUUCUGAUAAAUACUUUUUGAUACACA
Molecule: messenger RNA, 3049 nt
Organism: Eublepharis macularius
Lineage: Eukaryota; Metazoa; Chordata; Lepidosauria; Squamata; Eublepharidae
Gene: C1H1orf115
Product: chromosome 1 C1orf115 homolog
Exons: 2
Coding region: 213-626 (137 amino acids)
Source: RefSeq, a predicted model, not a curated record